UCAACGUAUCGCUUAUAACCUCUUUGUUAUUUUUGUGUUUAUCCUAAAUUUUAAUAUAGUUUCUCAUAAAAAAAUUACAUUUCUAAUGCUCUAAAGUUUCCUAGUGCUAUAUAAUUGUAUUUGAAAACAAUGAGUUCUCCAACCCCAGAUACCCCAUCUGACAGAGAUGGUGCCCGGUCCAGAAUGACUUCACCUGCCAGAGAUUAUGAAAUGUUUGAAGAUGAAGGUGCUAUACUUGGCGAUAAUGUUAAUGAAGAAGAAGAGGAUGAUGGAGAGGAGUUGUUUAAUGAUAAUAUGGAAGCUGAUUAUCGCCCAAUGCCGGCAUUGGAUCGUUACGACAACGAAGAUUUAGAUGAUGAAGACUAUGACGCGAUUGCUAUUGAAGAUCGCGUAGCAGCCGAGCAGGAACUCAGGCGACGUGACCGAGAAGAGGGGAGAAGGAGAGAUGAUCGUGGUUUAAUUUAUGAUGACUCAGAUGAAGAGAGCACAGAUGCACCACGCGCAAAGCGACGCAGGGCAGCUGAGAAGGCUGCCAUGGGCACUGAUGAGCAGGUGGAAGAAGGCAUUGAGAGUAUUGAGAACCUUGAGGAUACCAAGGGUUAUACAACAAAAGAAUGGGUCUCUAUGUUAGGACCGAGAACUGAGAUUGCUAACAGAUUCAAAAAUUUCCUGCGUACAUUCACCAACAGUAAAGGUCAAUAUGUAUACAAAGAUCGUAUACGUCGUAUGUGCGAGCACAAUCAAGCAUCGUUUCACGUCGAAUUCGACGUACUCGCUCGUCGGGAACAAGUCCUUGCCUAUUUUUUACCUGAAGCACCCUUCCAAAUGCUGCAAAUAUUUGACGAAGUUGCUAAAGAGAUUGUACUGCAAAUAUUCCCUAGCUACGAACGGGUGACGUCAGAGAUUCAUGUAAGGAUAUCUGACUUACCUCUCAUUGAAGAGUUGAGAACGUUCAGGAAAUUGCAUUUAAAUCAGCUGGUUAGGACCGUGGGUGUUAUCACAGCAACCACUGGUGUGUUGCCGCAGUUGUCUGUUGUAAAAUAUGACUGUAACAGAUGUGGUUAUAUAUUGGGGCCGUUUGUGCAGUCACAGAACUCAGAAGUGAAGCCUGGGUCUUGUCCAGAGUGUCAAAGUGCUGGACCGUUUAUGGUGAACAUGGAACAAACAGUGUACCGCAACUACCAGAAGGUGACCAUCCAAGAAUCCCCGGGCCGUAUUCCUGCCGGUCGUAUACCACGUAGCAAGGACUGUAUUUUGCUAGCUGAUCUCUGUGACCGUUGCAAACCGGGAGAUGAGGUUGAUUUGACCGGAAUUUACACAAAUAAUUAUGACGGCUCCCUUAAUACUGAACAGGGCUUUCCAGUCUUCGCAACUGUGAUAAUCGCAAACUACAUCGUAGUGAAGGACUGCAAACACAUUGUUGAAUCUCUGACUGAUGAGGAUGUGGCUAAUAUAGUGAAGUUGUCCAAGGACCCACAGAUUGGAGAAAGGAUUGUGCAGAGUAUAGCGCCAUCUAUUUUUGGUCAUGAUUAUAUCAAGAGAGGGCUGGCUCUGUCUUUGUUCGGCGGAGAACCCAAAAAUCCAGGUGAAAAGCACAAAAUCAGAGGUGACAUCAAUGUUCUUAUAUGUGGUGAUCCUGGUACAGCCAAAUCUCAAUUCUUAAAGUAUACUGAAAAGAUCGCUCCAAGAGCCAUAUUCACUACAGGACAGGGAGCCAGUGCUGUUGGUCUUACUGCUUAUGUGAGGAAAAAUCCUACUACCAGAGAUUGGACAUUAGAAGCUGGUGCACUAGUCUUAGCUGAUCGUGGAGUUUGCUUGAUUGAUGAGUUCGAUAAGAUGAACGACCAAGACCGCACCUCCAUACACGAAGCUAUGGAGCAGCAAUCCAUUUCUAUAUCCAAAGCGGGUAUUGUCACCUCCCUUCAUGCUAGAUGUUCCAUAAUAGCUGCCGCCAAUCCAAUCGGCGGUCGAUACGACGCGUCAUUGACGUUCAGUGAAAAUGUGAAUCUCUCCGAGCCCAUCUUGUCUCGUUUCGACGUACUCUGCGUCGUGAGAGACGAAGCGGAUCCAAUGCAGGACGCACACUUGGCCAAGUUUGUAGUAAGCUCACAUAUCAAGCAUCACCCGACACAGCGCGGCACCGCCCUCGAAGACACGACUGGGCCAGACCCAGAUUUCUUACUGCCGCAAGAUUUACUCAAGAAAUAUAUUGUUUAUGCGAGAGAGAACAUUCAUCCAAAACUACAGAAUAUGGAUCAAGAUAAAGUGGCGAAAAUGUACAGCCAGCUGAGACAAGAGUCACUCGCCACUGGCAGCUUACCAAUUACCGUCAGGCAUAUCGAGUCUGUCAUCCGUAUGAGUGAAGCCCACGCGCGGAUGCAUCUCCGCGCGGCGGUGUCGGAAGCUGACGUCAAUAUGGCAAUCCGGACUAUGCUUGAGAGCUUCGUUGAAACGCAGAAGUACAGCGUCAUGCGCGCUAUGCGACAGACAUUCCAGAAAUAUCUAUCAUAUAAAAAGGACCACAGCGAACUCCUGUAUUACAUCUUAAGGCAGCUGACUAUGGACCAAUUGGCUUACAUGCGCGGACUUCACAACCAUUCACAAUCGACAAUCGAAAUCUCAGAGCGAGAUCUGACGGAACGAGCCAGGCAAAUAAAUAUAACAGAUCUCAAACCGUUCUACGAUAGUAGAAUAUUUAAAAUUAACAGUUUCUCCUAUGAUCAGAAAAGGAAGAUGAUAAUUCAUACGCUGCCGGACACUCCAACUGCAUCUUAAUUAGGUUUAGUAUGCACCGUUAAUGAACUGCAUUAACAUAAAAAACAUUUUUUUUUUAUCUAAUUGCAAUGGUCAAGAUAUCUGGUGGUAAGUGGUAGUCAUCCCCUAUAUACAUGACUAAUACUAUGGACAUCACGUUAUCAUAUGACGCCCGCUAUACUACUCAUGCGUUGCCAUUCCGUAGUAAUCAUAUUUGGGGCUGUUCAAGUAUUACGUAAGCAGAUUUAUCACAAUUAUUUACCCCUCAUCCCCCGUUGUCAGCAAAAGUAAGCAAAGCUCUUACCCCUCCCCCCAUGCUUACGUAAACAUUUCUCAAUUAAUGUAUUGUUUUUUUAACAAAAACAAUGUGAGGGUUGCCAUUCGUGUAAAAAAGUAAAUUACGACCGAUGACGUAAUCAUCAUACAGACUCCCCCACCCCCAUGUCAUCCAAAAUAAGCAAAGAAAAGACGCCCCGCCCCCCUAUAGUGCUUACGUAAUACUUGAACGGCCCCUUUCCAGUAAUGUAACUUUUUUAUAACUAGUAAGGGAAGUGUUUACGAUCGAACAUGAUGUAUCUCCUGUUUAUUUCGGACGUUUAUUUUAAUAUAGAACGAACACUAAUAAUAUAUCAAUUCUCAUCAUAUAAAAUUAUCGAACAUUAAUUAAUUAUUUAACAGGAAUAAAGACCACCGUAAAUAAUAAAACUGAUAAUCUUUAUAUUAAUAAAA
Achroia grisella is the source of this 3483-nucleotide messenger RNA. RefSeq names its product DNA replication licensing factor Mcm2 (gene Mcm2). Lineage: Eukaryota; Metazoa; Arthropoda; Insecta; Lepidoptera; Pyralidae. Gene Ontology annotation, molecular function: ATP binding; single-stranded DNA binding; single-stranded DNA helicase activity. Gene Ontology annotation, cellular component: nucleus; MCM complex. Gene Ontology annotation, biological process: DNA replication; double-strand break repair via break-induced replication; mitotic DNA replication initiation. The record is from RefSeq and is a predicted model, not a curated record. Bases 130 to 2775 code for a protein of 881 amino acids. The transcript is spliced from 15 exons.